AAGUGACAGUCAGCUGAUCACCGCUGGAAGAAGCAUGAGAAACAUUUCUACACAAAGUUAAAAACCUGCAAAACUAUUGAUGACGACACACGUGACCGUUUUGUACUUCGCUAAAAGCGCAGAGCUGACGGGAGUGAAGGAGGAGGAGCUUGUUGCCGUGCCGACACCAAUCAGCAGCCUGGAACUUUGGACACUGUUGCUACAGCGACACCCGAGACUCCGCCUCCUGCAGGAUCAGGUGGUGUUGGCGGUGCGUCAGCAGUACGUUGCCAUCGGCGACCAGCUGGUUACCCUGGGAGACGGAGACGAGGUCGCCGUGGUGCCGCCGCUCAGCGGAGGAUAAACACAUGAUG
Scomber japonicus (chub mackerel) is the source of this 353-nucleotide messenger RNA. RefSeq names its product molybdopterin synthase sulfur carrier subunit (gene mocs2). Gene Ontology annotation, biological process: Mo-molybdopterin cofactor biosynthetic process. The transcript is spliced from 3 exons. The record is from RefSeq and is a predicted model, not a curated record. The coding region runs from base 80 to 343 and encodes 87 amino acids. Gene Ontology annotation, cellular component: cytosol. Lineage: Eukaryota; Metazoa; Chordata; Actinopteri; Scombriformes; Scombridae.